Naegleria lovaniensis is the source of this 2421-nucleotide messenger RNA. RefSeq lists its product as uncharacterized. The transcript is spliced from 2 exons. The record is from RefSeq and is a predicted model, not a curated record. NCBI's taxonomy places the organism in Eukaryota, Heterolobosea, Eutetramitea, Acrasida, Naegleriidae. The coding region runs from base 1 to 2421 and encodes 806 amino acids.
AUGAUGUCUCAAGUUCAUCACGAGGUGAUCAUUAAUAAUUUCAAAUACGAUGAAAAUUCUAGCUCACCUAGUAUUCAUUGGAGAGAGCCUGUAUUUGAAUAUCGUUAUGGAUUAUUUCCUUUCUCAAAGGAUGAACUCUUGCUUCAUAUCCGAAAAGAAAUAACGAAUAUCAAUCAUCAAAGUACGGCAGAGAAAAUUUAUUAUUCUGAUGAAAAUGUGAGAGGAGUUUAUAUGUUUGGCUCUAGGGUUUCGAAAACAAAUGUCAAUGAUUCUGAUUUUGACAUGCUAGUAAUAGUUGACGAGUUGCAUUCAGAGAUGGCUAAAGAAGGAGGCUAUUCAAGUAACAUGCAAUACAUGCUACACUCAUCAAUUGAAUGUGAGGUGAAAAACAAAAGCAGUGUCAAUGUUGUGGAGAAGUUUGAAAUUGAAGUGCAUUUGAUGAGUACAUAUUUCUUUGUGGAAUAUGUCUAUUCAGAACUUCCAAUAUUCAUGUUGAGCGCCCAACAACCAAACGCCGAUUAUGUUCUGUAUGAAUGUGCGAGAAUGAAACUAUGGAGACAACACUGGAAUCAAUGGUUUCUGAGGAUUGCGAGAGCAAAAAAUUCUUUCUUGCACGAAUUGAAGUAUUGUUUCAACAAAUCAUCUCGAUUUUGGAACGGCUUGAAAAAUGGAAUUUUCACAACGGAUCAUGGAAGAAAGAGCGCCUUAAAAAAGGUGAAAAAGAAUUUAGCUCAUGGUAUAAGGUACUGCAAAUUUGCAUAUCAAAUAGUUUUUGGAGGGUGUAUUUAUGAUUACAAAGAGACAAACAAAGUGUAUGAUGAUAUUGUUUUUAACACUGACCAUUACAAAACCUGGGAAGAAUACAAAAUCCAUGCAGAGCAGCAUUACAACAAGUGGAAUAUAGAAUUCAAGGAUGAUUUGAAAAAUGUUGUUAAAGAUGCUUUGGAGAAUAUGAAAAAAAUUAGCCCAAAACCUGGAUCAUUAACUAUUGUUGAAUUUUUAAAUCGCUACUUGGCUUGCUUUAAAGUGAAUGGAACGUUUAUUGACACCAACAAUAACGUGAUUCUUCGCCAUACUUUCGAUAAGAAUUAUUCAUUUCAAUAUUGCCACGGACCCUUCUCUCUAAUGCGACUUUUUGCCAUCAAUGUAACGCCAAUUGAUUGGCAUGACAAUCCUAAUAAGGCUAAACUAUUCAAGCUGAACAUGGACUGGAAGUACAUCAACUUGGAACUCGCUUCGGUAUUUUAUGAAGUGUCAUCCUAUUUAGAGUGUAAUGGAACCAUUGUUGGAAUUACUAACAAAGAUGGAGGUCAUGAACAAUCCAUACAAGUUGAAUAUUAUCCUGUAAGCAUUUCAAGACGUUAUUUAGAAGAAUAUGAAAACCUUUCCAACCGUCAUGCAAAUAUUGAUUUCACCAAAAAUCUCUGCAAAUUCUCCAUCUAUGUGAAACCUAGGGGAAUUACAUGCGAAUUGUUUUAUUUCGAAAAUCAAUGGCAUUUCACUCUCGAUACAGAGAAAGAAGAAUGGAUUUAUUGGGUUGCACAACCUAGAGAAAACGACGAAAAAAAGCAAUUAUUGGGGAUGUUGAAACAACUUCCAAGCGUGGAAGACUCUCAUAUGACAUUUUACUUCAUUCUUCAAAAGAAAACAAAUCGGCUUAUUUUUCGAGGGUGUAGAGAUUUAACAACAUUGCGUGAAUGUUAUGACUGGAGAAAGUAUGGAGAAAAAUAUGGAUGGCAAGACCAGGUAGAACAACUGUCGAUUAUUGACACGACUAGCGUCUCUGAUUUAACCGAUCUAAUUAAUAACUUUUCUAGAUAUUCUCCAUCUGAUUUUGAAGGAUUAGAGUUAAUUAACUAUUCAGAAGAGUACCAAAGCUUUUCCAUUCUGUCUUCUAUUCAUGCCAAUAUACCCAACCUAAGAAUAUGCAACGCCAACUACAUGCUCAAUCUUCUUAAUCCAGAAAUUUUCCAAGAUCCUCCUGACGAGCUUACUCAGUCCAAAUAUAACGAAUCCAGAUUAUUGAAGGUCAUUGUUCAAAGUUUAUAUGCGCAAGAUAUCUCUGAAGAAUUUGUCAUUCAAGAAUUGAACCCACUGUUUCUAGUUCCCUACACAAAGAUGAAGACCGCCUAUCUUCAACUGUGUGAAUUACUCGAUCAAUUUUAUAGGGAUAACCUCCUUUCCAAGGAAGGCGAUAUUGAAGCUUUCAAUAGCACAGCCAUCACCUUUCCUUUAAAUCAGAACAAAAUCACUGGUCUAUUUCACAAUCUCAAAAGGUUCUACAAACAAGCUAAGAUUGUGUCAGCAUCGAGCUAUUGGAGAAAUUUAUUUAUUUACAAUGCUGAAGGAAAGGAUUUUGUCUCUCAGUCACGCUGUUUACUUGAUCUACUAUCAGCUUUCGAGAAGCUGCAAAGCAAGUGA